Messenger RNA from Tribolium castaneum (red flour beetle), 1348 nucleotides. RefSeq lists its product as uncharacterized. The transcript has 2 exons. Bases 646 to 1308 code for a protein of 220 amino acids. The record is from RefSeq and is a predicted model, not a curated record. Lineage: Eukaryota; Metazoa; Arthropoda; Insecta; Coleoptera; Tenebrionidae.
AUAAACAGAAUCACGUUAUCUCGUGUCGUUUCGUUUUAUUAUUUUUCCUUCUCUUUGAGUAUUUUGAGUGGAUUUACAAAUGUGGAAUUACUUGACGGCUGGGGGUAAAAGAACCUUCGAGGACAAAGCAAUUCAGACGAUUAUCCAACGCAAAUGCGGUGGUGACGUGUCUCUGAAACCUGACCAAGAGGAACAAGUCUUUUACAAGCUUCUGGAGUACACUCCAUUCAGAGACAUUCAAGAAGAAAGCUACAAAAUCGUCAUUUUACCGAGACCUAAGCAGGAAAAUCUGCCGUCAUCGAUUUACUUAAACUUGGAGAACUGUCUUUUGAUUGACGAUGAUGCGAUCAGUGAGUUGUGUCUGGAACUAAGGGAGCGAAUUCGUAAAGGGUACAAGCAGUUGAAAACUUACAAUGACAUGGGAAGUCAAACUGAUUUACACGUCCAACCCCAUAUUUUAGAGGAUGAGAAAGUUGCAAGCGUUGUUGCGGACUGUGCUGUGCAAACGAUCUCUAUAAAUUCAUGUUUAAAGGCAAAAUCAAAAUCAAAAUAAUUUGUAAUUGUUGCCUUAUCCAGACUGUACAAGUCAUUUUGUUUGUCAAAAUUUAUCGUCUUGAAAUAAAAUUUUAGUGUUUUGUGUUAUUAAUGGACAAAUCUGUACCCACCAUCAGCUCUGGAGCAGACCUGGAUGAGGAGAAAUCAAAGUUUAGGGAAACCCUUGCUAGGAAAUUUAAAUUUUUGGGCACUUUAAAGAACUAUAUUUUUUCCAAACUCCGCAAAGAGAAGUACAAUUUAGACGAUUCUCCUCCACCUGCAGUCAGUAUCGUGUCUUACGACCAACGUGGUUUCGAAGAUGCCGAAAAAGCACUCGAUAGUGAAUGUUCCCAGACUAUAAAACUCGACCCCAGAAUUCUACAAGCCUUAAAAACUGCCUUAAAUUCCAAAAUCAACGAUCCCAAACCGAACGCAAACUUGGAACUUUUGGACAUUGUAGAACGCACUUUCGCCCGCCAAAUGGACAUCUUCGAAGGCCUCCUCAAGCACAUCAACUCCAAGAGCGAAUCGGACAAAGUCAAGUUGCAAAGAAAGCUACGGUCAUCACUCAAAGAUCGAUCGCUCGAUUUGAAUUACAUUAUUAAUAAUUUAGUAACGGAGCUGAACGCGAACUCAAACGCCCAGCAAAUCACCAUUGCCUUAAACGACGAUACGCCAAAUCCCGGGGAUAAUCCAAAAAUCAAAAAACCGUCAAUUGAGUGUGAGUGCCGCCAGGCCGGAGCCAGUGGAGGUGCCGUACCAAGAACCCAAUAAUGUAUUAUUAAAGUUGCAUUAAAUUUAAAUUACCGACCCA